Messenger RNA from Acipenser ruthenus (sterlet), 5938 nucleotides. Its product is annotated as poly [ADP-ribose] polymerase tankyrase-1-like. The record is from RefSeq and is a predicted model, not a curated record. NCBI's taxonomy places the organism in Eukaryota, Metazoa, Chordata, Actinopteri, Acipenseriformes, Acipenseridae. Gene Ontology annotation, molecular function: protein binding; NAD+ poly-ADP-ribosyltransferase activity. The transcript is spliced from 28 exons. Gene Ontology annotation, cellular component: nucleus; cytoplasm. The coding region runs from base 101 to 3952 and encodes 1283 amino acids.
UAGGACCACCGAGGUCGUCCCGGAAGUGCGCAUUGCCAAUAUCCCGGAAGUAAGCAGAGCUGUUUUUGUUGCCAAAGCAAAGGGACUCUGUGUUGUGAAAAUGGCGGCGUCUCGUCGCUCUUCUCAGCAACAACAGCAGAGUCUAUUGUCCCCUCCGAGGAACACGGCUAUUUCACCUAGUCCCCCGGGUACUCCUCCAGCUCCAGCUGGAGCAGCAGCGACGUCGGCUCCGGUCGGAGCCGAACAAGAAAACAGUGAUGAUACGGAGAUCAUUCCGGCCUCCCCUGAUCUCCCAGCUCUGGCCCUAAGUAACAGCAGCAGCUCCACUACAACAACUACCGGCGGGGGCAGCAGCGGCGGCUCCAGCCCUGACUCUGGCACUGUCAGUCCCGGUGGUAUUGGAGGGGGUUGCGGGACGAGCGGGGCUUUCAGGGAGCUAUUUGAGGCCUGUCGUAAUGGGGAUGUGUCCCGGGUCAAGAGGCUUGUGGACACCGGGAAUGUGAAUGCUAAGGACAUGGCUGGCAGGAAAUCCACCCCGCUUCACUUUGCUGCAGGAUUUGGCAGGAAGGAUGUGGUUGAGCACCUCUUGCAGAAUGGUGCCAAUGUCCACGCAAGAGAUGAUGGCGGGCUGAUCCCGCUUCACAACGCCUGCUCUUUUGGCCACGCCGAAGUGGUGAGCCUGCUGCUGUGCCAAGGGGCAGACCCUAACGCCAGAGAUAACUGGAACUAUACACCUCUCCACGAGGCAGCGAUCAAAGGCAAGAUUGACGUUUGUAUCGUCCUGCUGCAGCAUGGAGCAGAUCCGAACAUUCGCAACACUGACGGCAAGUCUGCCUUGGACCUGGCUGAUCCCUCUGCUAAAGCUGUCCUCACCGGUGAAUACAAGAAGGACGAACUCCUGGAAGCAGCGAGGAGCGGUAACGAAGAGAAGCUCAUGGCCUUGCUGACUCCAUUAAACGUGAAUUGCCAUGCGAGCGAUGGAAGAAAGUCAACAUCCCAAAAAAUGCUGUCCACCCCUCUGCAUCUGGCAGCAGGAUAUAACAGAGUGAGAAUCGUUCAGCUCCUUCUGCAGCAUGGAGCUGAUGUGCAUGCAAAAGACAAGGGUAUUGAUGAGUGCAUUCUAAUUUCUUCCAGUGGUCUUGUCCCACUUCACAAUGCAUGUUCAUAUGGACAUUAUGAAGUCACAGAAUUACUUCUCAAGCACGGAGCCUGUGUCAAUGCUAUGGACCUUUGGCAGUUCACUCCUUUGCAUGAAGCUGCUUCCAAGAACCGCGUUGAAGUAUGCUCUCUGCUUUUGAGUCACGGAGCAGACCCUACACUGGUCAACUGCCAUGGAAAGAGUGCUAUCGACAUGGCACCAACUCCGGAACUGAAGGAGAGGCUUACUUAUGAAUUCAAAGGUCAUUCUUUACUCCAAGCAGCACGGGAGGCUGAUUUGGCUAAAGUGAAAAAGUCUCUUGCUUUGGAGAUUAUCAACUUUAAACACCCACAGACCCAUGAAACUGCACUACAUUGUGCCAUGGCAUCACCACAUCCUAAACGGAAACAGGUCACGGAGCUGCUACUGAGGAAAGGUGCCAACGUUAACGAGAAGAACAAAGACUUCAUGACUCCGUUACAUGUUGCUGCUGAGAGAUCCCACAACGAUGUUAUGGAAGUACUGCAGAAACAUGGAGCAAAGGUGAAUGCCUUGGAUACCCUGGGGCAGACAGCCCUGCACAGGGCAGCCCUUGCGGGUCAUCUCCAGACCUGCCGCCUCCUCCUGAGCUAUGGAGCUGACCCGGCCAUUAUCUCGCUGCAGGGCUUCACUGCAGCACAGAUGGGCAAUGAAGCUGUGCAACAGAUUCUUAAUGUCGGUUCAGCAAAACCUUUUUGUUCUGGUCUCCCAGAAAACAUUCCAGUGCGUAACUCUGAUGUUGACUAUCGGCUGCUGGAAGCUGCCAAAGCUGGAGACUUGGACACUGUAAAGCAACUGUGUUCCCCGCAGAAUGUGAAUUGCCGGGACCUGGAAGGCCGCCACUCAACCCCGCUGCACUUUGCUGCAGGUUACAAUCGAGUGUCUGUGGUGGAGUACCUGCUUCACCACGGGGCGGACGUCCAUGCCAAAGACAAGGGAGGUUUGGUUCCUUUGCAUAACGCCUGCUCAUACGGACACUACGAAGUAGCAGAGCUGCUGGUGAGACAUGGGGCUUCAGUCAAUGUGGCAGACCUUUGGAAAUUCACCCCUUUGCAUGAAGCAGCAGCCAAAGGAAAGUACGAGAUCUGCAAGCUGCUCCUUAAGCACGGAGCAGACCCCACGAAAAAGAACAGAGAUGGGAACACUCCCUUAGACAUGGUGAAAGAGGGGGACACAGACAUCCAGGACUUACUGAGAGGAGAUGCCGCUCUGCUUGAUGCUGCCAAAAAAGGAUGCCUGGCAAGGGUUCAGAAACUCUGCAGUCCAGAGAACAUCAACUGCAGAGACACCCAGGGCCGGAACUCCACUCCGUUGCACUUAGCAGCUGGGUAUAAUAAUCUUGAAGUGGCAGAAUACCUUCUUGAACAUGGUGCAGAUGUCAAUGCCCAGGACAAAGGAGGUCUCAUUCCACUGCACAAUGCAGCCUCAUAUGGGCAUGUGGAUAUUGCUGCCCUUUUAAUAAAAUACAACACCUGCGUAAACGCUACUGACAAAUGGGCCUUCACCCCGCUCCAUGAGGCAGCACAGAAAGGUCGAACCCAGCUCUGUGCCCUGCUCUUAGCCCACGGGGCAGACGCCACCAUGAAGAACCAAGAAGGACAAACGCCUUUGGACCUGGCAACGGCGGAUGAUAUCAGAGCUCUGCUGAUAGACGCGAUGCCACCUGAAGCCCUCCCAACCUGUUUCAAACCCCAAGCAACUGUGGUCAGUGCCUCUGUCAUUUCACCUGCCUCAACACCAUCCUGCCUUUCAGCUGCCAGCAGCAUCGACAACCUGACGGGACCUCUGGCUGAGCUGGCAGUCAGCGGGGCCUCAAGUGCCGCUGAUGGGGCGACUGGUACAGAGAGGAAAGAAGGAGAAAUGGCAGUACUUGAUAUGAAUAUAAGUCAGUUCCUGAAAAGCCUGGGCCUGGAGCACCUUCGUGAUAUUUUUGAGAGAGAACAGAUUACAUUGGACGUGUUGGCAGACAUGGGCCAUGAGGAGCUGAAGGAAAUUGGCAUCAACGCCUAUGGGCAUCGCCACAAACUAAUUAAAGGAAUAGAGCGUCUUCUAGGAGGACAGCAAGGAACAAACCCGUACCUGACUUUCCACUGCGCUGGCCAAGGGACCGUUCUUAUUGACCUGGCACCUGAUGACAAAGAGUUUCAAUCUGUGGAAGAAGAGAUGCAGAGCACUAUCCGGGAACACCGGGAUGGUGGAAAUGCAGGCGGUGUCUUCAGCAAGUAUAACAUCCUAAAGAUUCAGAAGGUGGUGAACAAGAAAUUAAGGGAGAGGUAUUCACACCGGCAGAAGGAAAUAGCAGAUGAGAAUCACAAUCACCAUAAUGAACGCAUGCUCUUCCAUGGUUCUCCAUUUAUAAAUGCGAUCAUUCACAAAGGAUUUGAUGAAAGGCAUGCCUACAUUGGAGGGAUGUUUGGGGCAGGAAUAUAUUUUGCUGAAAAUUCCUCAAAAAGCAAUCAGUAUGUGUAUGGGAUCGGGGGUGGGACUGGGUGCCCGACACACAAGGACAGGUCCUGCUACAUCUGCCACAGACAAAUGGUGUUUUGUAGAGUAACAUUGGGAAAAUCCUUCCUACAAUUCAGUGCAAUGAAGAUGGCUCACGCACCACCUGGUCACCACUCUGUCAUUGGAAGACCAAGUGUAAAUGGGCUUGCAUAUGCAGAAUAUGUUAUCUACAGAGGUGAACAGGCCUAUCCAGAAUACCUCAUCGCGUAUCAGAUUCUGAAGCCAGAGAGUACCCCCCAGACAACAGAAGGUGCAGAACAAAAGUCCUAGUUUUAGGAGGAAAUGAAAAGCAGCAAACCUUUGGAACCACCAUGCGCCUGUAUUCCAGUACUGCAUAACUUGUGACUGUUACUGAGCUUCAUAAACAUUCUGGGAGCCUGCAGAUUAGCUAGUAAUUAUCUUUUGUAAAAGCAUUAACGAAAGCUACUAUUUUGGUUGUAAACUGCCACAGUUUCCUUAGAGAAAAUGUUUACAAGGGUUGCCUUUAUACAAAUAAACUCUGGCUCAUUUUCAUCCAGGUUCUCUCCUCACUGGCAGUUAACCAACAGAAUUUUGACACCAACUGGGUUUUCCGGUGAAAUUUAAUUCUAUAUAUAUAUAUAUAUAUAUAUAUAUAUAUAUAUAUAUAUAUAUAUAUAUAUAUAUAUACACACAUUUUCUCUUUUUUUAUUUUAAAGGAAAAAAAACAACAACCUGGAGCCUGAAUCUGCUUUAUUCCUCAGUGAAAUGAGUUUGGGGCUUCAGUCUGUGGUUUUAAAUUCAAAACCGCUUCAUCUUUUACCCAAGUCUGCAAAUAAGGCUAUGGACCAAAACAGUGACUCCAUUACACUCUGCUCUCACUAGAAUUGCUUUCUCCAGGGCAGCACUGAGGUAUUUUGGAAAAGCAUUCUGUGGCCAAUUUCUCUUCUUCUUGUCAAGUGGAUGCAAGGCCUCACUGUCUCCACUCACUGCGGCUUUUUAUGAUUAUAUCAUCAAGAAUUGUUAUUUUAAACUUUUUUUGUUUGUUUUUGUACCGACAUCCCAUAAAUUACCACAUUUACUUUAAUUUAUUAUCAUGGUUUUUUUAAUGUUUUUUUUUGUUUCUAUAAUAAUUAUGCUGUACACAGAUGGACCAUUUACACAAUUUGCCCAGUAAGGGACCCUAAUGUAUGAUUUUAUAUUUAACAAUAAAUUCAGAACCUACACUUUAGGUGAUUUAUGAUUUACAUUGAACAAGCAAGUCAUUUUUUUCCUUUUUAUUUUUGUCCUUUUUUAAUGCUACUUUUACUUGGAAAGCAGAGUAAGGUAUUGGUUGAGAACUUGAAAUCAAGUGAGAUUAGUUAAAUGGAAAACUCUGAAAAUGAGCCAGGGUAUUCUUGAGGACAUUUUGCGCAUGGACAGAUGCCUAAAACAAAGAUCUGAAAUACCUUUUUCUCAACCAUGGAGCUCAGUGUCUAAGUUUUAAAGGAUUUGCACUUUUAAAGAGGAAAUAUUUAAGUUAUUGUAAGAAUUGCAAAUAAUUUCAUGUUACUAAGAAAACAAAUAUAAUUCAUGUACAGGUUGUUUAAAUGACGAUACCCUGUAAAGCUUUUGAUGUUUACUGAUGCGAUUUGGGUUUUAUUAGUAUUGUAACUGAAAUCAGUUUUGAUUUGCACCUUCCCUUGGAACACUUCUCAUAUGGGCCAGUAGGUGGAGCUGUUGCCUUUUGAAUUCUGUUGUCGUUUUGAAUAAAACGAUGAAUGCAAAUAAAUAGCACAUGGAGAUAAUGGUCUCUAUAGUGGCAAAGAAGAUUGGACGUGCAUGUCAGACCUGAUUUGUUUAUCAGAUGUAAAGGAUUCAAUGACACAAGUUAUUCCUGUUUCAUUAUUCCUCAACCAGUGCAAUUUCAGUUUUUCUGACCUGCUAAUUGUGAUAUGUUUAGUUAGUACUGCAGAGAAAACUUGCAGACCCCCCAAGGCAGCAAAGCUAAAUAAAAACUAAAAGCUUUGGUUUUAUCCUACCUCCCCCCUCCCCAUGUUGUAUACACAGUACACAGUUUAUAGCAUUUCUUGACUCUAAGCUUCUCCUGGUUUUCGUUGGACCCUGUCACUGGACAUUUGAAUGGGAUCUCACUCUUUUGUUUCAUUAACCUGGUUGUAAUUCCAAUGUUAUAUGUAACCUGAAAUAGUCAUACAUUGACCAGUAACACUCAAAUAGGGAUCUGAAGACGACUUUAACACUCCUCAACCUUGUAACCGGUAUUGAAACAAGUCUUAAUAAAACACAUAGCAAAACUGG